Messenger RNA from Anguilla anguilla (European eel), 1804 nucleotides. Its product is annotated as E3 ubiquitin/ISG15 ligase TRIM25-like. The coding region runs from base 274 to 1413 and encodes 379 amino acids. Gene Ontology annotation, molecular function: zinc ion binding. The transcript is spliced from 6 exons. The record is from RefSeq and is a predicted model, not a curated record. NCBI's taxonomy places the organism in Eukaryota, Metazoa, Chordata, Actinopteri, Anguilliformes, Anguillidae.
CUGCAGGGGACAGACCUGCUUGUCCCCGAUUGAGGGCGGUGCAGCAAAAAGGUUGUGGGCUAGCUAGCUAACGUUCACGUCAGGCUUUAACGGGCGCGUCAUGCGCAAACACGGCAUCCACCCAAAGAGCGUACACAGCUUCCACCACAACCCAGUUCAGCGACGUCUGAGGAGUUCGCAUAUCAGGAGGAUUCAGAAACAACCAAACAUAUCAGUGUAGCUCUACCUGACUUUCCAAAGUAGGAUCGGUUUCAGUGCAGCACCUGUCUCGCCAUGGCUGACGACAUGUCCUCCCUGCUGAGCCUCGAGGAGGAGCUCACGUGCAGUAUAUGUCUCAGUCCCUUCGAGAGCCCCGUGACCACUCCUUGUGGCCACAAUUUUUGUCGAGGUUGCCUGGAUUUGACAUGGCGGGACAGCGAACAGACGGGACUCGGUUUCAACUGUCCGCAGUGCCGGUCCCACUUCGUCACCAAACCCGAGCUGAGAAAGAACACGGUUCUUGACGCAGUGGUUGACAAGUUCAAAUUGAAGUCAAGGGCCGACAUCUACAGCGAUGUCAUGACGACGACGAAGACGGAGCCAGAUGCGGCGCCGAUUAUAUGCGACGUUUGCAUGGAGGGAAAGGCAUGCAAGACCUGCCUCACAUGCAUGGUGUCCUACUGUGUGGAGCACGUGAGACCACACCUGGAGAACCCGGUUUUUGGCGCGCACCAGCUCCACGAGCCGCUGGCAGACCUGCAGGAGCGCAUCUGCCCUGACCACUCAAAAAUGAUGGAAUUCUUCUGCGUCCAGCACGGACGCUGUAUUUGCAGCUUCUGUCUGCAGCAGGAGCACAAGGGCUGCACUUUUUGUACGCCAGACGAACAACGGGUUCUGCGGGAGUCUGACUUAAAGAAGAAGCUGUCUCAGCUGUAUGGCAAGAUUGAGAAGACCCAAUUGGUCUUGUCCCAGAUGAAGGAACAGCAAAGUGUGCUGAAAGACUCGGCGACCAAUCGGAAGCGAGAGCUGGAAAUGGUGUACAGGCAGAUCAGGGAGAUGAUCGACAGAGACGAGCAGCAGGCCGUGAAGAGUGUGGACAAGGAGGAGGAGGGUGCCCAGUCCAAGCUCUUCUCAAUGAUGAAAAAGUUCGACCUGAACGUGGAGGAGAUGAGCAGAGCAAGAGACGGCAUCACCCGCCUUUUGGGCCAGACGCAGUCCCUGGCUUUCCUGCAGGCCAGUGUGGACCUGCCUUCAGCUGUGGACUUUGAGCCGUACGCUCCCCGGCUCAACAUCAACACCAAACGUGCCCACCUUGAGUCUGCCGCUGCGCUGAAAGAGUACCUGGGAAACAUACUGAAGCAGCCUGUAGAUACUAGAGUCGCACUGCUCAAACCAGAGAUUUGGAGGAGCAUACCUGUCAAUGGUGAGUUUUAGUAUUGAGAGAAAUGAAAAUCAAAUGGGACUGAAUCAAUGUUCAAUCGGGAUGACUUGUGCUGGGGUUGGGUCUUUGAGGAUUGCACUCAGGCAUGUUUUAUGGCUUUCUAAAAGACAGUGUCUCACAAUUGGAGGGCGUUGCCAAAUUGGUUUAGCAAGACCACAAAUGGCUAAAUGAUUUGAAAAGUUCAGUUCCUAGUUGUAUUUAAACCACUGCAAUCCUUCAGAACCAGUUGAUUCACUACGUCACGAAUGGAACUUCAAUACUUCUUAUGUAAUUCUGGGUGUGGGGGACUACACUGAAAUUCUGCGUGAUUCUGAGUAGUACCUCUUCUGCUAACUGUAGAGAGCCAUUGCACUCACAGAUAAAUUUUGAUUUUUUCCCUAGCUG